This is a messenger RNA of Paramuricea clavata, 624 nucleotides long. Lineage: Eukaryota; Metazoa; Cnidaria; Anthozoa; Malacalcyonacea; Plexauridae. The record is from the annotation of a GenBank genome assembly.
AUGGAAGGUGUAAAGUUAGAUAUUGUAAUUUCAGAAGCUAAAUUUAAUAAACAAUCGGACGCACUUAAAAAAAUACACAACGAGAUGGCCAAUCUUAUUUCUAAGGCCGCUGAUUUGGGCGAUAUUCCCACAGAGUAUCUUCAAAAUGACAAAAUUCAGCGUUUAGAAGCAGACAUUGAUAUAUUAGUCAGAGGACGAAAUUCCGAGGUAAAUGAAUCAAAUAAUAUUAUUGACACUCUUCACAAAAAAAGUGAACUAAUUGAAGCGUCAAAUGUGGCCCUUAAACAAGAAAUUGUCGGCUUAAAAAUGCUAAAGUCAUCAAACCAUUGUAAUGACAUGGGUAAUUGGAACAGCGAACAAUGCGAUCACCAAAGUCUAGAUCUCAUUAAUCAGGGGACCAAACAAAAACAAAUGCAAAAAUAUGGUAAUCGUACUCAAAGUUUGGUUAAUAAUCUUGAAGGUUGCCUAAAUGAUAAGGCAACCAUGCAUGAAGUCUCUAUUAUGGUGAAUAGUAAAGAAUGCACAAAAGAAGUCAACCAUGUAAUUGAGCAGCGACAUUUUCCAUACAUGUCAUCGGACACAAUGCAUAGUGAGGAUUUUGGGAGGAAUCUAACCCCUGAGUAG